UUUGCUUUGUAUUUCUUCAUCUUCUUGCACUUCUCUUCAAUCUCCUUGCACUUCUCUUCAAUCUCCUUGCGAAAAUGGCAGGUUUGAUCGACAGAGCGAAGAACUACGUCUCCGAGAAGGUCGCCAACAUGCCGAAGCCAGAGGCCUCCGUCACCGAUGUCGAUUUCAAGCGUUUGAGCCGCGAUUCCGUCGAGUAUUUGGCCUAUGUUUCCGUCUCCAAUCCUUACAGCCACGCCAUUCCUAUCUGCGAGAUUUCUUACAAUCUCAAAAGCGACGGCAGAACGGUUGUGACAGGGACGGUGCCAGAUCCAGGAUCUCUGAAAGCGAGCGGUUCGACGAUGGUGGAAGUGGGAGUGAAGGUGCCGCACUCGGUAAUGAUAAGCUUAGCGAAGGACAUCGGGCGAGAUUGGGACAUUGAUUACGAGUUGCUGAUCAGACUCACCAUUGACCUUCCGGUCAUUGGAGACUUCAGCAUUCCUCUGUCUACAAAAGGCGAGAUCAAGCUCCCUACCUUCUCUGACAUGUUCAAAUAGCUAUAUUUCUUUCUUUCUUUCUUUCUUCGGUUAAUUUAUGUUUAAUCAAAUGUUACAAGUUCCAAAUCACGCUUACGUGAUGGAUAAUAAGG
This is a messenger RNA of Cucurbita pepo subsp. pepo (vegetable marrow), 625 nucleotides long. Its product is annotated as desiccation protectant protein Lea14 homolog. The record is from RefSeq and is a predicted model, not a curated record. Gene Ontology annotation, biological process: response to desiccation. Gene Ontology annotation, cellular component: cytosol. NCBI's taxonomy places the organism in Eukaryota, Viridiplantae, Streptophyta, Magnoliopsida, Cucurbitales, Cucurbitaceae.